This is a messenger RNA of Cottoperca gobio, 2653 nucleotides long. It is a transcript of the gene gspt1, whose product is annotated as G1 to S phase transition 1. The record is from RefSeq and is a predicted model, not a curated record. Gene Ontology annotation, molecular function: GTP binding; GTPase activity. NCBI's taxonomy places the organism in Eukaryota, Metazoa, Chordata, Actinopteri, Perciformes, Bovichtidae.
CACAGUAAUGGCCUCUAGCGGUGUCUGCAGGACGUGCAGCGGCUGCUCGCCACUUCUCGUCGGCUACGGGAUCCAUAUGCUUGCGAAAGCAACGCUUAACAAAGCAAUGGGAACUUCACCAAGUGUGCAGCUCAGAGUCUGAACCACAGCCGCAGCCAAACGCGUGUCAACGGAACUACUAACAUCACCCACCUUCCCGGGAAGUGGAAAGCUUGUCAACUCGGGGAAAAGGGAGCAAUGGACCCGAGAGACACAGCCCCAGAUUCGUGGGAGCUGGAGGAGGAUGCCGAGGCCCCGGUUGCCGCGGCGGAGCUCCCGGCCGCCCUCGCCGCACUCAACGUCAACGCGAAGCCGUUUGUCCCGAACGUAAACGCCGCGGUGUUUGUCCCGAGCUUCGUUCCAACCAGCCCCGUGGACGUGCCGGCUUCAGACGGUGCCCCUGGUCCAGUUGCCAGCAUGGAGGUGGCGGAAACAGCCGCGCCGGUGGAGAACGGAGGCACGGAGGCGGACAUGACCGCAGAGGAAGAGACAUGGGAGCAGAAGGAGGAGCCGGGGGGAGGAGGAGGAGGAGGAGGAGGAGGCGGCGGAGGACAGGAGGACCUGGGCUCAGGGGGAACCUGCGAGGAGGGUGCCGCGAGGAACGAGGAAGAGGAGAUGAUGGAGGAGGAAGAGGAGGAGAUGCCCAUGCCCAAAGUGGCUCCGGCACCGCCAGAUGCCCCCAAGAAAGAACACGUGAACGUGGUCUUCAUCGGUCACGUCGAUGCUGGUAAAUCAACUAUUGGAGGACAGAUCAUGUACUUAACCGGAAUGGUGGAAAAGCGAACCCUGGAAAAAUAUGAAAGAGAGGCGAAAGAAAAGAACAGGGAGACAUGGUAUCUGUCGUGGGCUCUGGACACAAACCAGGAGGAGAGAGACAAGGGGAAGACGGUUGAGGUCGGGAGAGCUUACUUUGAGACGGAGAAAAAACACUUCACUAUCCUGGAUGCCCCCGGACACAAGAGCUUUGUCCCCAACAUGAUUGGUGGAGCGUCACAAGCUGACCUGGCAGUCCUGGUGAUUUCAGCGAGAAAGGGGGAGUUUGAGACCGGCUUUGAGAAGGGUGGACAGACACGGGAACAUGCCAUGCUGGCUAAAACCGCAGGAGUCAAGCAUCUCAUUGUCCUGGUCAACAAGAUGGAUGAUCCCACCGUCAACUGGAGCCUAGAGAGGUAUGAGGAGUGUAAGGAGAAGCUGGUUCCGUUUCUAAAGAAGGUGGGCUUCAACCCCAAGAAGGACAUCUACUUUAUGCCUUGCUCCGGACUCACAGGUGCCAACCUCAAAGACCCCCUACCCGAGUGCCUCUGGUACACGGGUUUGCCAUUUAUCUCCCAUCUGGACAGUUUGCCAAACUUCACCAGAUCCAACGAUGGACCCGUUAGACUACCUAUUGUAGACAAGUACAAGGAUAUGGGCACAGUUAUCCUCGGGAAGCUGGAGUCCGGCUGCAUCAGUAAAGCCCAGCAGCUGGUCAUGAUGCCAAACAGGCACACAGUGGAAGUAUUGAGCCUGCUGAGCGACGAUGUGGAGACAGACGAUGCAACUCCCGGAGAGAAUCUGAAGCUGAGGCUGAAGGGCAUCGAGGAGGAAGAAAUCCUCCCAGGUUUCAUCCUCUGUAGCCCCGACAACCUCUGCCACUCCGGUCGCACCUUUGACGCACAGAUCGUCAUCAUUGAGCACAAAUCAAUCAUUUGUCCCGGUUACAAUGCAGUCCUUCACAUCCACACCUGCAUCGAAGAAGUGCAGAUCUCAGCCUUAAUCUGUCUGGUGGACAAGAAGUCGGGGGAGAAAAGCAAAACACGACCACGCUUUGUGAAGCAGGACCAGGUGUGUAUCGCCAGGCUCCGGGCAGCUGGAGUCAUCUGCCUAGAGACCUUCAAAGACUUCCCUCAGAUGGGACGGUUCACACUGCGAGAUGAAGGCAAAACUAUCGCCAUCGGCAAAGUGCUGAAGCUGGUGCCAGAAAAGGACUAAAUGCAUCAGUGGCAGCAUGUAUGGAGUUCUUCCACCCGUAACCAGAGGAGAAACGCUGCUCGAGCCGACCCAAACAGCAACUCUCUUAACACACAACUAUGCUGAACAGAAGUGCAAUGACAACAAGGAGUGAUAAAGGAGACUAAAAUUGCGUCAAAUGAAGAAAAACGAGACUGAAUCAGUUUUUAUGAUGAACAAUAUAAAAUGAGAGACCAAGUCCAGUGUGUCAGCUUUCUCAUAUUGAGAGCUCAGCUAUGCCACUAAUGUAGCUACAUGCCCCCCCCUUCUGUACUCCCACGGCUAACCGCGCAGUCGGCUCGCCACACCAUUUGUUUUUAGAAUGGAGAUGGAUGCAGUGUUACUGAGUUUGGGGAUGAAAAACUACAGAAAGAUUUCAUAUCCUGCAAAAGACCACAGUUAGCCUGUAAUUAUAAUUUGCAAAACACAUCUCCCCUUUUCAGAGCGGGAUUAAGAAUCAAACGGACAUUUUUAUUUGGUUUUAAGGAUUGCUGUACCCAAAUUUUUGAGAUGGUUUAAUUGGAUUGAGCUCACAUACUACUCUGAUGAACCAUGGAAAUACGCAGUCACACACAGCUGUUACAUAAUCUAAAUGAAAAUAAAUGAACAAAGCUGCAUCAGAAAA